Messenger RNA from Megalops cyprinoides (Indo-Pacific tarpon), 455 nucleotides. RefSeq names its product PHD finger protein 5A (gene phf5a). Gene Ontology annotation, biological process: mRNA splicing, via spliceosome. The record is from RefSeq and is a predicted model, not a curated record. The transcript has 4 exons. Gene Ontology annotation, cellular component: catalytic step 2 spliceosome; U12-type spliceosomal complex; precatalytic spliceosome. The coding region runs from base 32 to 364 and encodes 110 amino acids. NCBI's taxonomy places the organism in Eukaryota, Metazoa, Chordata, Actinopteri, Elopiformes, Megalopidae.
UUCCACGGCAGGCGUUUAGGAGGCGUUUAGUAUGGCUAAGCAUCAUCCUGACUUGAUCUUCUGCAGAAAACAAGCCGGUGUUGCCAUCGGGAGGUUAUGUGAGAAAUGUGAUGGAAAAUGUGUCAUCUGUGACUCCUAUGUAAGGCCUUGCACCCUGGUUCGCAUCUGUGACGAAUGCAACUAUGGUUCUUACCAAGGACGCUGUGUGAUCUGUGGAGGGCCGGGAGUCUCCGAUGCCUACUACUGCAAGGAGUGCACUAUCCAGGAGAAGGAUCGAGAUGGCUGCCCCAAGAUUGUAAACCUGGGAAGUUCUAAGACUGACCUUUUCUAUGAGAGGAAGAAGUAUGGUUUCAAGAAGAGGUGAAGGUUGAUGGGACUGGCCUGGGUCAUCGGAAUCCCCAACUAUGAUGCGUUGCUGUUCUGUUGUACAAAAGUGAACCAUUUUCCUGUUUUAC